Messenger RNA from Oikopleura dioica, 633 nucleotides. NCBI's taxonomy places the organism in Eukaryota, Metazoa, Chordata, Appendicularia, Copelata, Oikopleuridae. The record is from the annotation of a GenBank genome assembly.
AUGCACCGCGCCUAUCAACCGACUACGGCUGCCAACAAUCGACUUCUGAAGAAGCGAUGGGAUCAGCGUCAGUACGAUCUUCACCGGAACAAGGUCGCCGACAUCAAACCUCAAAUUGAUAAUAAGGCGCCAAGAACAUACAUGCACAUGCAUCUCAAGCUGAAAAAAUUGCAAGUCGAAGAAGAGCGCCUGGCGGUUGUGGAGCGCGACAACCGAAUCCUGCUCGAGAAAAUGAGCUACAUUAUGCGAACAAAGGGAAAAGUAGACAACUGGAAUCAGUACCACCAGAAAUCGCUCAACAAAUCCAGUCGACAGCGGGAGCUCCUCAGAGUUACUCACGAAAAUCAGGCUAUUCUGAAGCGAAUCAGCAGUAAGGAGCCGCAUUACAAUCACGACAUUUGGGAGGAAGAGUGGAACCAGAAUCUCAUUUACAUGCAGAACAUUUCCAAUUAUCCAAUCAGAUGGCUGAAAAACAAAAAGACGAAAGAAAUCAAACAAAAAUCAAAAUCGACCGCCGCUGAAGCUACUAAACCAGCUGAACGAGUGACCUCUCCAGUAAUCAGUGUCGAACGAGUACCUUCCAAGAAGAGCUCCACCAAGAACGUCGAUAACAACAACAACGAGGAAGAAUAA